Molecule: messenger RNA, 5280 nt
Organism: Phycodurus eques (leafy seadragon)
Lineage: Eukaryota; Metazoa; Chordata; Actinopteri; Syngnathiformes; Syngnathidae
Gene: cmtm7
Product: CKLF-like MARVEL transmembrane domain containing 7
Exons: 5
Coding region: 1391-1873 (160 amino acids)
Cellular component (GO): membrane
Source: RefSeq, a predicted model, not a curated record
CAGUUCAGGGUGUACCCCGCCUUCUGCCCGAUGACAGCUGGGAUAGGCGCCAGCAUGCCCGCGACCCUAGUGAGGAGAAGCGGCUCAGAAAAUGGAUGGAUGGAUGGAUGUUUUAACAUAUACAAACAAAUGUUGAAAAAGGCCUACUAUAUUAAUUAUCCAUGUUAAUGACAGUAAAAUUCAAAUACUCAUUGGCACUUACAACAAUCUAGCCAACGCAUUCAUCGCUGUCUUUCCAGUAUCAAAUGUGGAAAAAAGUCCCAUGCGCUCCUGUAGUUCUCAACAUCAUUAUCCUAGCAAAUGUGUUCAUAUGAUUUUUAACAUCGAUUCCAUCAAUUUCUUUUUAAUGUCUGGGGUGGAUGUACUGUAUUUUUCCAUUAUCUGAUGAUGAUCCAUGCAGCCGUGAUCACUGUAAAAUUAUGUUUACAGGUAUUGGACAGUUCUGUUUAAUCUCCCAGUAGACAUAUAUAAUUUCCCUAUAUAAUAUAAGACUUCUCCCAAGAAAGGUUCGAUAAUUUUGCACUCCCAAAUUUCGUUUAUGAAUAUUCCCGUUUCUGACUGACAUUUCCAGCACCUCUUAUUAGCCACUAAGCCCAUCCCAUGCAGUUUGGAGGGGGUAGUAAGAAACCUAUGUAUUAAUUUGUACUGGAUAAUCUUUGCUCCACCCUCGCUUGCAUAUUUCCCAGCAUUUGAUGAAUUUUUUAGACACUCCUCACUCAGACUACACCCUAGAUAACUCAACAAAAUUUUAUUUAUAUAGAACUUUAAGCACAACCGCAGCUGCAACAAAGUGCUGUACAUAAAACAAAUUAAGAUAACAUACUUUAUCAAACAAUAAAGCAUUAACAAAGUUCAAACAAUAAAAUGAAGAUAGAAGUCCGCUGUUGUCUUUUUGUAAUAAUCUUUGUAGUACUAUAGUAUAUGUAUAUUUUUGUUUCUUUAUCGUUUAUUGUGUUCAGAGUUGAAUCUCCUUCUGACUUGGGGUUCAAAGUUCAUUACUGUCUAUAAUGUAAUAGGAAUGAGUAACAUCAACUUAAAGAACCACCAUUGUACAUUAGUUUUGUCCUUAAGCACCUUCAUGAAUGCUUUAUCUAGUUAAAAAUAAUAAUUUUAGUCAGCAGGUGGACAACAAUUGAAGUGCCAUGUCGUUCAGCUAAGUUUCGCCUUUCUUCUUCAACUAGACUUUUAUUGUGAAAUAUAAGGCUGGAACUACGCGUGUGACUGAGCUUUAGCUGUGAAAUGCGUCAGCGGAAGUGUGCACGCAGGCUGGGCGUAUGUUUUGGCGCCUUUGCGCACCGGAACCGUUCUAAAAGGAUCAAAAGGACUUCUUCUUUUUCUUGUCAGUUAGUAAUCAGUUUGUUCUUAGCUUGUUCUUAGCAGGCAGUCUAAGAUGUCUCACACGGUCAGCCCGACCAGCACCGGCAGGACUUCCGCGUCCGACAGCGUCUUCAACCUGGGAUACAUCCGAACCAUCCCGGGACUGCUCAAGAUGGCCCAGAUGGUGGCGCUGCUGGUCACCUUCCUGUGCGUGCACUGUGCGCGGGGCUGGCCUAACUGGGCGGCGUUCCAGUACUUUGAGGUGGUGGCCAUUUGGUUCCUGGUGGUGCUCCUGGUUUUCUUCCUCAUGCACUUGUGCCGCCUGCAGGCCAAGAUGGGCUGCAUCAAUUGGCUGCUCACUGAAUUCUUCCACUACUGUGUCGGUACGGUGCUGAUCUGCAUUGCCUCCAUUGUGGCAGCGGUGAAGAGUGGAGGAGUGUCUGCCUUGGUGGCGGCUUCUGUGUUUGGGUUCAUCACUACCUUCCUGAUGGCAGUCAGCUUGUGGACGUCUUACAGUGUCUCCUGUGGACCUCACCACACUGGUGCGGCCGUGUAAUGGCCGGAAACAAGAUUAGCUGCCUCUGGAGCCGGCUCACUUUUCUACCUAGCGACAAGUCGACAAGUCAACAUAAUUUGAUGAGAGUUGGGCACGAAGGAGAGGAUCCACGAGCAGUCUUGUUUUUUUUUAAAAAAAGAAGAUAAAAGAUGUCGGAAUGUUGGCGGUGCUCCAAAUAGUCACAUUCUCGUCAUUGUUUCACAACAACAACAGGUGCAAACAAUACAUAGUCAACUUCCUGACUAUUUUUCCCAUCAGUCCUGCUGCUUGUGAAAGUGUCGCUUUAAUUUUUGCUUUUUAAUUAGAGACCAUGAGAGAGAGCAGCGCCCUCUGUUGCCUGUUGUGUGCCAUAACAACCUGCCUGUGCUAUUUAAUUUUUAGCUGUUAACAAUAUUUAACUAGCAUUGAACAUGCUCACCUCGUAAACAGACACGAUGCUAAAACACCUUUAUCAUUUGCCAUGCACCACGCGAGGCUAAAGAAGUGCUAGCAUUUAGCAUGCUAACCUCGCAGACACAAGACUGAACCACCUUCAGCAUCACGUGCCACGCGAGGCUAAAGAAAUGUUAGGAACCUCACAAAUGAACAUGAUGCUGACCAACUACUAUCCUCCACAUAAUUCACACACUCCGCUAGGGUAAAGUGAUUUAAUGCUAAAGCACUUUUGGCAUCAUCAGACAUACUCGGCUAAAGCAUAUAGCAUGCUAACAUUGCAAACAGAUGUAAUGUUGAACCACUUUCAGCAUCAUCUGCGCUGUGCCUAGGCUGAAGAAGUGUUAGCAUAUACCAUGCUAAUCUCUCUAAUGGGCGAGUACAGUAUCGGGCCGAUACAGGCUUUAUUUCAAUACUGGAUACCGAUACUAGCAACUGAUACUUAAGGCAAAAAAAUCUUAAUUAAGUCCUCCUCACCAGUGUUUGGCGCUGCACUGCAGAGGUUUGACACAUCGGAGAAAGAAAAAAGUAAGAAAGGUAUCCAUCCAUCCAUUUUCUGAGCCGCUUCUCCUCACAAGGGUCGCGGGCGUGCUGGAGCCUAUCCCAGCUAUCAUCGGGCAGGAGGCGGGGUACACCCUGAACUGGUUGCCUGCCAAUCGCAGGUAAGAAAGUUAUUUGUUCAUAAUUAUCUGUCAUUGUUUUAAUUGAAAUUGUAUGUAUAACAAAACUACUAGUGGUAUCGGUACUUUGUGUCAGUAUCAGUGACUACACAAUAGUGAAAACUCAUACUGGUAUUGGUCUGAAAAAAAAAAAAAGUAGUGUUAAGCAUUUCUACUAAUGUCGCAUGCCACCACAAUUCUGAACCACCCUCAUCAUCACCAGCCAUGCUAGGCUAAAUAAGCAGACAUAAGGGUCAGCCACCUUCAGCAUCACGUUCCAUGCUAGGCUAAAGAAGUGUUAGCACUUGGGACGCCAACAAAUGCUAGGCUAGUGUGUAAUGUGUCAGUGUGCCAAUUAUUACCUCCCUACGGGUUACAUGCACAUGCAAGCUGUUGUCAGGCAACAGGCAGCUCGGCGUGCACGGUGCUAGUAUUUCAACGUACCACCAAAAUCAAGUUUACACGACGAUGAUGAUUAUUAUUACAAUUAUAACACUUUUAUGCUUAGCAAAUAAAAUGUGAAAGCACACAUCGAGGUCAACAGACUUAAACAACACCUUUGACGUUUAUAUUAAAUCGCAGUCGUAUUUGCAUGCCUGCUACCAUCAAGUGACCUGCAUGUGUAGCUCUGUGACCAAUCACAUGCCACUGACUUUUAUGUCCAAUGAUUUGUCAGGAUCCGAGCAUCAGGAGGUUUGAAUGCCCUCUUGGAAUCACUGUUUAUUAUUAUGUAUCCUGGUGAAUUUUUUGUAUUUUAGGGGCCCCCAGCAUGACCCCAAAAACUCCUUCAGUAGCGCCCCCUGGAGUGUUAGUAAAAAAAAAAAAUAAUUUGAGCGACGUGGACUUGAGUGGAUAUAUCUCAUAACAGGAGGCUCAAAAAAGUUUAGAGGACCCAUGCCGGAAAAAGAGGAAGGCAGCUAUUUUGGGUGAAUUCCCUAAUUAGUGAACCCUGGAUAUUAAAAAAAAAAAUCACCUAGAGAAAGUCAGGGCAGCCUCCCCAUAGGCACAUCCAGGAAAGGUGAGCGUCAGAGCAGACUCUCUGCUCUGACGCGACAGCUGGUUUUCAACAUUUUGAAUUUUGUUCUCCUCCUCGCUCCUCUGUCAUUUUCGCCACAACGUAAACCCAAUCACGGUCAGGAACGAGGUGCAUAAAGCGGCUUCGCCAGCAGUUUAGCCCCAGUCAAAGCGCAGGUUCCUAUCUCUUCCUCUAGCUCCCUGCCUUCCCCUCUGCUGAAUCUAACAAAACACACCCGACAUUGAGACGUUUUAAGUGGUCUCACCAGCAGCUCAGCCACAGUCAAAGAGCUAUUUUAUUUUAUUUUUUUGUAAGAGAAAUCGAUUAGCGGAAUUGUCAGACAAGCUAACAAAUGAUUCCUAGGAAUCUUAAUGACUGGCUUUUUGAUUCCCAUCCCUAAUCAUAACAGGACGCAGAAAAAGGUCAAGCGUCUGUGCCCGAAAUUAAAUGGGAAGUCAGCCAUUUUGUUUGAAAGCAGUCACUUUGGGUUCAUACUGACAGACAAAUAGUAGGGAAUUCACCCAAAGGAGCCCCAAUCAGAUGCUGGUGUCCUAGACAGGUGGGUGGCGCUAAAUUGGAAAGCUUUUUUUUGUUGUUGUUGGCUACCCCAUCUUAUGUGGGUGUAGCAUCGUGUCAAAGUUUGAUAAUUUUUGAGGAUAAGGGCCCAUUCAUUUUAAAAAAAAAAUUCUUUAAAGAGCCAAAUGGAUGUCCAAUGAAAUAUCAAUUGAAAUGUGACUGUCCUUCCAAGUUCAUGUUCAAGUAGCAACAUUGGUGACAUGUUCAAUGUAAUUACACAUGCUAGCUGUUAGCAAGUACUAUACAAAUCAUUUCUAUUCUGCCGAUUUUACACUUUUUGAAGAAAAAUAUUAAACUUGUUUUUACGAGUAAUAUGAACUUUUAUUUUCGACCGAAUGUUCGCACACCUCCCCAAAGUGACGUUGAUUGCAUCCAUGAUUGUAUUAGAUCAUAACACAUAUUUCUAUUCUGUCAUCCAGUGAAUGUUUGAAUCCUGCUGCAACUUUAUUUUUAUGCUAAUUAUUAUGAUUACUUUUUUUUGUGUACACGUGGUCUUAAAAACCCCAACAGAAUUGCUCUUUCCAUGGCUUCAUCUUUUCCCAAAGUGCCUUAAGUGCCACUCAAUGGAGUAGUUUACCUGCUAGCGGCUAGCCAGCGAGCUAGCCUCAUGCUAAGAGAUGCGAUUGUAAUGAUGGAGUACAGUAUUUACAUGCGCUUUCAUGUUUUAUUUCGAGUUUGAAAUUGUGAUGUGCUGCAUGUUGUCGAUUAAACCAUUGUUGCACCAA